AUGAAGACCAAUCCUGUGGGCUCCUCACUAGAAGCCUGUCGAUCUGCAGGCCAGGGCGAAAUGGGCUGCCCUGUCUGCCAGGCCUGUGGAGGGGCCUCAGGCCUGGGGUCUGCUUCAGGGUUGGGCUCAGGCCUCAGGCUAGGACCUGGAGUGGUUUUGAGCUCUGGGCUGGGGCCUGGAGCUAUUCCAGGACCUGGGGCUGGGCCUGGUCCUAGUGCUGUUCCAGGGUCUGGGCUAGGACCUAGUGCCGUUUCUGUGACUGGUCUGGGACCUGGUACUACUUCAGGGCCUACUACUGCUCCGGGACCUGCACGAGGAGCAGGAUCCUUACCUGGACCAGGAGCUAGGUCUGGACCCAGGCCAGGAUCUGAGUCAGUACCUGGGCCAGUAACUAAGCCAGGAAUUGGGCCAGUACCUCAGCCAGGUCCUGGGCCAGUACCUAAGCCAGGAAUUGGGCCAGUACCUCAGCCAGGUAUUGGGCCAAUACCUAAGCCAGUAAGUGAGUCAGAAUCUGGGCCAGGACUAGGGUCUGGGACCAGGCGAGGCUCUGGGACUGGCUCUAACCCCAGUGAAUCAGUGAGAACCCCAGUACCAGCGCCACAGCAGAAGACUCCGGCCAAAACCACACAGGCCCCCAAACAGAAGGUCCUGGUGACAGGAGGAGGGGGUUACCUGGGCUUCAGCCUGGGUUCCAGCCUGGCCAAGAGGGGCACUUCUGUCAUCCUGCUUGAUCUCCACAGACCCCAGUGGCCACUGCCUUCAGGAACUGAGUUCAUCCAGGCUGAUGUCCGAGAUGAAGAAGCUCUGUACCAAGCCUUCCAGGGGGUGGACUGUGUCUUCCAUGUGGCCUCCUAUGGCAUGUCUGGGGCUGAGAAGCUACAAAAACAGCAGAUUGAGUCUAUAAAUGUUGGAGGCACCAAACUAGUGAUUAAUGUCUGUGUCCGCCGGCGGGUUCCAAGGCUCGUGUACACCAGCACGGUCAAUGUGACAUUUGGUGGGAAGCCCAUCGAGCAAGGCAAUGAGGACUCCGUCCCCUACUUCCCCCUGGACAAGCAUAUGGACCACUACUCUCGAACCAAAGCCAUUGCUGACCAGUUGACUCUCAUGGCCAAUGGAACACCUCUCCUGGGAGGAGGGACCCUACGUACCUGUGUACUCCGCCCCCCAGGGAUCUAUGGUCCUGAAGAACAGAGACACCUGCCCCGGGUGGUGAGCCACAUCAAGAAGAGACUGUUCAUGUUCCGGUUUGGGGACCGCAGGACCCGCAUGAACUGGGUCCAUGUGCAGAAUCUGGUGCAGGCGCACAUGCUGGCGGCUGAGGCCCUCACCAUGGCUAAGGGCUACAUGGCUAGCGGGCAGGCAUACUACAUCAAUGACGGGGAGAGCGUCAACCUCUUUGAGUGGAUGGCCCCACUGUUUGAGAAGCUGGGGUACAGUCAGCCCUGGGUCCAGGUACCGACUUCCUGUGUUUAUCUGACAGCGGCAAUUAUGGAGUACAUACACCUGGCCCUGAAGCCCAUCUGCACCAUCCCCCCACUACUCACCCGCAGUGAGGUGCUCAGCGUGGCAGUGACGCACACCUUCCAGAUUGCCAAGGCCCGCGCCCAGCUUGGCUACGCGCCGGACAAGUUCAGCUUCGCCGACGCAGUGGACCGAUACGUGCAGGCCACGACCCCGCAGUCCCGCGGCUUCACCGCGCUGUCGCUCCUGCGGCUGCUGCUCGUGCUACUGCUGCUCGGAAUGCUCGGCCUGGCCCUGCACUUCCUAGGGCUGCAGCCACGGCAACCCGCAGCACAGCGCCUCUGA
Psammomys obesus (fat sand rat) is the source of this 1806-nucleotide messenger RNA. RefSeq names its product short chain dehydrogenase/reductase family 42E, member 2 (gene Sdr42e2). The record is from RefSeq and is a predicted model, not a curated record. Bases 1 to 1806 code for a protein of 601 amino acids. Gene Ontology annotation, molecular function: 3-beta-hydroxy-Delta5-steroid dehydrogenase (NAD+) activity. The transcript is spliced from 11 exons. Gene Ontology annotation, biological process: steroid biosynthetic process. Lineage: Eukaryota; Metazoa; Chordata; Mammalia; Rodentia; Muridae.